GGAAAACUUAUAUUCAAGAAAUUGAGAGAUAAGCAGCAAAAGAGUAAAGUGUCUAGUCUGUAAGCGACAAAAACUACCUAACUAAAAAAAAAUUCAAAAGCCCAACCAAAAGCCCCACAACCAAAAUCCAUCUUCCCACAUCACACCCACACAUAAAAACCCUCCAUCUUCCUCUCCUCUUCUCUGUGCCUCAGAAAAUUUCAGUAUAAACACAGAGCAAUCUCCAUCCAAAAAAACUCACAAACUCCACACACACACACACACACAACACAAAACAUUCUCACUUCUCCUCUUCCUCCGUUGCCACAAUACAUUUCAUAAAGGAAAAUUAGAGAAGUAAUGCAGAAGCACAAAAAGCCUCCACCACUCUUCUUCUCCUUCAUCGUGGUCCUCCUAACCAUUUCUUCAUCCUUCAAUGUUGGAUUAGCCGGCGGAGGGACAAUCGGUGGCCGGCGGUUGUUGUUGGGUGGAGAUAAUCCGUUCACUGCCAAGGCUUCAUUGAUUCGUUACUGGAAGAAACAAGUAUCGAAUAAUUUACCAAAACCAUGGUUUUUGCUCAACAAAGCGUCCCCAUUGGACGCCGUGCAAUUAGCCACAUUCUCAAAACUCGCGGAUCAGAACACCUUGUCCGCCCAGCUCCUCAAUUUCUGUUCCAAAGCAGAUCUCCUCUGCUUUCCCGAUUUGGCUGCCGGUCUCGAAAAGCACGACAAAGACGUGAAUUUCGCGCACUACAGCUUUGAGAACUUCACAAAUUACGGCAGCGGACACGCCGGCGGGGUGGACUCUUUCAAGAAUUACACCAACGAUGAAAACCUCCCCGUCGACACCUUCCGCCGCUACAGCCGUGACUCCGCCGGCCACGGAGAUCAGUUCGCCAAUUACGCCCUCGACGCCAAUGUGGUCGACCAGAGCUUCAACACUUACGGCACAUCCUCCACCGGCGGCGCCGGAGAUUUCAAGAAUUACAAUAAUGAUGCCAAUGUACCCGGCCUCACAUUCACCUCGUACUCCGACAGCGCUCUCGGCCGGACCCAAGAGUUCAAGGGAUACUCGACCGAUGCCAAUGCCGGCCAGGAAGGUUUCACAAGCUACGGUAAGAACGGCAAUGGAGCAACCAAUGUAUUCACCAGCUACGGCAAUGAAUCCAACGUCAUCACUUCCGGGUUCAAAAAUUACGGCGAAACCGCCAACGGCGGCACUGAUAAUUUCACUUCUUACGGAAGCAACGGAAACAAUCCGGCGAAUAAUUUCAACAACUACGGCGCCGGCGGCAAUGCGGCCACAGAAUCAUUCGCUAAUUACCGUGACCAAUCAAAUGUGGGAGACGAUUCUUUCAAAUCCUAUGCAAAAGGGUCCAAUGCUGCCAAUCUGGGUUUCAGUAAUUAUGGGAAAUCGUUCAAUGAAGGAACUGAUAAAUUCUCACAGUACGCACAGGAUUCAAAUGCUCAGAAAGUGGAUUUCAAGACUUACGGCGUCAACAAUACUUUCACGGAGUACGCCAAAAGUGGGGUCACAUUUUCAAGCUACACCAACGAAUCCUCCACCGCAGGCGCCGAUAUUACGGCGAGUUUGGUGGCCGGUGGCAAAAAGGUAAUUAACAGGUGGGUGGAGCCCGGGAAAUUUUUCCGGGAAAAGAUGUUGAAGGCGGGUAACACAAUGCCAAUGCCUGACAUUAAGGAUAAAAUGCCUAAAAGGUCGUUUCUGCCCCGGACGAUUCUCACCAAAUUACCAUUUUCCACGGCCAAAGCAGACGAGCUGAAGAAGCUCUUCCACGUCCGGGAGGAUUCCAGCAUGGCCGGAAUACUGGGCAACGCGUUGAACGAGUGUGAACGGCCGCCCAGCCCCGGCGAGACGAAGCGGUGCGUGGGGUCCGCGGAGGAUAUGAUUGACUUUGCAACUUCAAUCCUGGGACGAAACGUCGUCGUCCGGACCACUGAGAACACUGAAGGAUCAGGUGGUGAUAUUAUGAUUGGUACUGUAAGAGGGAUCAAUGGCGGACAAGUCACUAAAUCGGUGUCUUGUCAUCAGACACUGUUCCCGUAUUUACUCUAUUACUGCCAUUCCGUUCCUAAGGUUCGGGUUUACGAAGCGGAUAUACUUGACCCGAAAUCCAAGGCUAAAAUCAACCAUGGAGUUGCCAUCUGUCACGUCGAUACAUCGACUUGGAGCCAGAAUCAUGGAGCUUUCGUGGCUCUGGGUUCGGGUCCGGGUAAGAUUGAGGUUUGCCACUGGAUUUUCGAGAAUGAUAUGACUUGGGCCACUGCUGAUUGAGUAGGAAAUUAACGAACAGACCCGGAAAAUGUGGGCUUGUUGUUUGAAAGUUAGUUUUUUCUCCUGCAAGCAUGUCUUUUUCUUUUUAUAAGAUUCAAUUAAUGUGAUGUUUGCUCUCAAGAAGAUGAGAGUUUGUCAAAGUUUGAGUUUAAUGUCAAUCAUUAAUCACAUGGAUAUUGAUUUACUCACUCACAAACCUUACUUUGAUUUAAGUGUUCACAACCCAUAUACUGUAAUGCUUUUCCCUCAUGUUGUUCGGAGACUGAUUUAGGUCAAUAAAUAGGACACUUCUUUUCUUCUUCUUCUUCUUCUUCUGUGGUGGAGAGUGGACUGGUGAGUGGCUUACAAUAAUAAAUGUGAUUCACUUGUGUGAAAUUUUGGGGGUACCAGAUUGGGUGAGAAGUUAAAGAAAAAGCAGUUAUAAUGAAUGAAUGAAUGAAUGAAUGAUUCAUUCGACGCAGACAGAACACGCAACAAGUAUGAAAGUGAAUAUAGUGUGGAGUGUGUUGAAUACACCUUAUUCUCAGUUAAAUGCAUAAUGCAUUGAUUGGU
Messenger RNA from Oldenlandia corymbosa var. corymbosa, 2823 nucleotides. Lineage: Eukaryota; Viridiplantae; Streptophyta; Magnoliopsida; Gentianales; Rubiaceae. The record is from the annotation of a GenBank genome assembly.